Messenger RNA from Beta vulgaris subsp. vulgaris (sugar beet), 822 nucleotides. RefSeq lists its product as uncharacterized. The transcript is spliced from 5 exons. NCBI's taxonomy places the organism in Eukaryota, Viridiplantae, Streptophyta, Magnoliopsida, Caryophyllales, Amaranthaceae. Bases 1 to 672 code for a protein of 223 amino acids. The record is from RefSeq and is a predicted model, not a curated record.
AUGGCGUUCGAAGGUGAUUAUACUUUGCAAGCCAAUUUUGACGACGUUAAAAAGGCAGAGGAACAGAUUGAGAAAAGGAAAACACGUUUGCUCAAUAAAAUACGAGCCUUGAAGGCAAAAUUAGAAUCUUUGGAGAGAGAAAUUCAUGGAAGAAAUUACUGCGCAGAAGUGAUACUAGUUAAAUCCUACCGACGAUUUCUUGAGGAGCAUUGGCCUGAAACAAUUAAUGAAGAUUUAGAGGAGGAAUCGGACCCCGAUAUCGAGCUGCUCGAAAUCAAGGAAAAAAUACCGACUUUAACUGAGCAAUUGGGUCAUGGGAAGACUAAUUGGGCAAAGGAGAAACAAAUUCUAAAGGAGGUUGAACAUCUCCAUAGGAGAAAGGAGCUACUUGAUCGUGAAGUGAAAGAAGCAGAAGCAAAAAUUCCAAAACCAACAAAAUGGGGUUAUUGGUGUUGUGGUUCCAAGUAUGAUUUAAAACGACAGAUUCGUGGAUGUUUGAAGAUAAUUAAAGCACAUGAAGAACGAAAGAAUGUUGCAUACAUGCGGCAUAAAGAUGAAAUUAUGGCAAUAGAGAAGAAGCUUGUAUCUCUUGAAAAGAGAUACAACAUUGUGUGCCAGGAAGAAGAAAAGGCAAAGGACUUUCUUUCAGCACUUGAAGUCCAAGUAAAGUAGGAGGUAUUUUUGUUACAUAGCAUGCACUUUAUAAAUAUACUUGUAUUCUUUGUAAUAAUUUUUAUUAGAUUUUAUUCUCUUUUCUUGUAAUGAUAGAGUUCAUUCUCUAAAUUCUCUUUACUGAAAUAAUACAGAUCUUAUUGAUGAUUC